UGAAAGACAACGAUUUGAAAAUAUUCGUCGCAAUGAAGAAAUUCUUAGACAACUAAACAUUCCAGAACUUUCUCGUUCUCAACUUCAAGAAAAAAAGCAAAGUCAGCCUACACGUCAAUCUUUACGUUUACGCGGUUUCACACCUGACGGGUCUGAUGCUAAAAGAGAAGCUGAAAAAGUAGAAAAAAGACGUGAAAGAGAAAAACGCGUUAGAAUGAUGGGUGAUCUUGAUUUAAAUUCUGUUCGAUCAGAUAUGACAUCUAUCGAUGAUACCAAUUAUUUUGUUGAUCUUUUAUCUAAAAUGAGAAGGUUCUCUGAUGACGAAAGUACUAUUUCAGAUGACAUUGACUAUAGUAGUAUUGCAGGAGGUGCGGAUGGUUUUAAAACAGUUCAAAGGUCUUGUCGUUCGCUCGCCAUUAGAAUGCAAUGGGCAAGCGUUAAAGUCACCCCAGAUAGAAUAUACAGUAUUGCUGUUCAUCCUGCUAAGGAAAAGGUGCUGGCUGCUGCUGGUGAUAAAGAGGGAUGGCUUGGAUUUUGGGACGUUAAUGAAACCGUCAAAUCAGAAGAUGACGACGAAGAUCAACCUAGGACCUACAUGUUUCAGGCUCACUCAGCACCUAUAACGUCUACAAUGUAUUCCCCUACUGAUUCUAAUCAUCUUUACACGUGUUCAUACGAUGGAUCCAUUAGAUCUUUUGAUUUUAAUCAAGCAAAAUUUAUGGAAGCUUUUAGGACUGAAGAGCCUGAAUAUUUAUUGUCCAGUAUGGACAUGGAUCCUAAUGGUCAGACAAUUUACUUAUCUACAAACGAAGGCAAAUUUGGAAUAAAAGAUAUCC
This is a messenger RNA of Dentiscutata heterogama, 836 nucleotides long. The record is from the annotation of a GenBank genome assembly. Lineage: Eukaryota; Fungi; Glomeromycota; Glomeromycetes; Diversisporales; Gigasporaceae.